Messenger RNA from Dermochelys coriacea (leatherback sea turtle), 3818 nucleotides. It is a transcript of the gene FOXS1, whose product is annotated as forkhead box S1. NCBI's taxonomy places the organism in Eukaryota, Metazoa, Chordata, Testudines, Dermochelyidae. Gene Ontology annotation, molecular function: RNA polymerase II cis-regulatory region sequence-specific DNA binding; DNA-binding transcription factor activity, RNA polymerase II-specific. The coding region runs from base 2035 to 3474 and encodes 479 amino acids. The transcript has 2 exons. The record is from RefSeq and is a predicted model, not a curated record. Gene Ontology annotation, biological process: cell differentiation; anatomical structure morphogenesis; regulation of transcription by RNA polymerase II.
CUGACUCUUUCCACAGGAGUGCCCAGAGAUGGGCACAGCUGUGCUUGCAGGGCCGAGCCUGUCAGAGGGUGGGAGGCCCCCAGAUGCUACUCCACGGGUAGAGCCUCAUGGUGAGCACAGCAAGGAGACCCCCGUGGAGAGUAAAUCAGGGAAAACAAGAAGCAUAAACCUCAGGAAACAGCUGAGUGAGCAACGGAGAGAGAAAACCCACUGCACCAGGGUGCCCAGUGCCAGCCGGGAGCAUCCCUGGUACUGACUCCCUGCUGUUAAAUCACCAGCGCUCCAUGCAAAGGGGGUCUCUGGGCAGUGGGCAUGCUCCCCCGAAGGGCUCCAAAGCCAGGGCCUGGGCUAUAGGACACGAGAACCAGACUGCCCUGGGGCCAGCACCUGGCACAGAGGGAGGCAGGGACUGGCUGCAGAGAGCAGCCACUUGGGUUAGUGAGGUGGGAGGGAGCCAGGCCUCAGAAACAGGGAUUGGGAGGCAGCGUGGCCUAGUGGAUUGAGCACAACUGAGUCCCAGUCUAGGGUCAAGUCCUGGCUCUGCCACUGGCCUGCUGGGUUCCCUUGGGCAAAUCACUGCACUGCCCAAUGUGUCAGUUUCUCCACUCCAUCUGUAAAAUGGGGAUAAUGAUACUUCAGUAGUAAUCCUUUGUAAAGUCUACCUAGAGAAGGGCUCAAUGUUACUGUUAUUAACAUCCCAGAUCUCCGCCAGAGGGAGCCAGGAGCCUAGAGGAGUUUAUUCUGCCAGGACAAACUAGCUACUUCUUACCAAGGGUGCCAGUGACCCCAGCAGCCCAGUGCAUGGUGACACUCUGCCUACCCCACACCUGCAGCCUCCCCCUACCCUGCCUUGCCUUGACUCUCAGGUGCCACCUCCAAAACACAGAAAAUCAGGCCACUGGCCAUGCCCCCUCACACCCAAGCUGAUCUUCCCUCCCCCCCACAGCACUUCUCCAGAAACCUCACCCCACUGUCCACAAGCCCCACCCAUGGGCAAUGGGUCUACCUCACCCCAAACUGGUCCCCAGCCACUGGACCCGGGUGUGCCCACUGCUGCAAUGCACGUGGCCAGCUGCCAAGUUACCUCUGUGAGUAACAAAAAACCUGGCAUGCCACGUCCCCCAACUGGCAAGCGGCAUGGGCACAGAAAAAACAGCCAGGCUGGUCAAAAAACCAGCCAGGUGACUGCCAGCUCUGCACCCCCUUCCUCCUCCCCUUGGGGAUCCCCUAAAAAACCCAAAGUCUCCCCACACCAUUCUCUUCCCUCCCCCAGUCUCCCUUGCUGGGGGGAGCAGGCAGGGGGCACUGGACAUUAAACAUUCGCUAACAAAGCCAGUGCACGUAGCUCGGGAGAGCAAAUGGGUGAGCAGAUUCCCAGCAGAUCUGAGACACCCAGAAAAGACGGGGUGAGGGGAGAUAAAGAGGAAAGAUCCCUCGAAAGAGGGAGCAUGAGUGAGGGUCAGAGACUGGGAUGCCCAGACAGAACACGGGCACAAAACCCAGGCUAUCUUGCCCCAGAGCUCCCCUGAGGACAGAAAGCCUGGUACUGAACCCCACCUCCCUCCCUCCCUGUCCCUUCAACCCCCCUUGCUUCCCACCCACUCUGUCUGGGAACAGCAAUGCUGAGUGCGCCGGAUCGGCCAGGAGCCUGGUUGUAUUUCCUCCCAGCCGCCUGGCUCAGGAACCUCGGAGAACGAACAGGAGAUGGAUUAUCAGCUCUCACUGCCCCUCGCUCCGCCCUAGGUGGCCCCCAUGCUGCUCUGGGCAAGAGGAGGGACUUUCCGCCCCCUUUCGCCUUUUUCAGAGGCGAGAGGCUGGGCUGCAGUGGAGUUUUAACCGAGUUGGAACCAGGUUUUCACAGGAGUCAGAGCUGGGAGUUCGCAGCGGCCAGCUGCUCUGGACGGGACAGGACGGGAGGGAUCCCUGCCCGGGAAGGAUGCAAUUGGAGUAUCCCAUCCCUGCCUCCUCUCUGCGCAGCCUGCCUCCCGUCAGCGACCAAGGAGGCUGCGGCAACCUGGGGAUGGUGCUAGCUCCAUGCCCCAGCUCAGAGCCACCCAGAUGGGCGAGGUGACCAAGCCUCCCUACAGCUACAUUGCACUCAUCACCAUGGCCAUCCAGAGCACCCCGGAGAAGAGGAUCACCCUGAACGGCAUCUACCGGUACAUCAUGGGCCGCUUCACCUUCUACCGGGACAACAAGCAGGGCUGGCAGAACAGCAUCCGCCACAACCUGUCGCUCAACGAGUGUUUCGUCAAGGUGCCCCGGGAUGACAAGAAACCCGGCAAGGGCAAUUACUGGACCCUGGACCCCGACUGCUACAACAUGUUUGAGAACGGCAGCUUCCUGCGCCGGCGGCGCCGCUUCACCCGUAAGAGUAGCCUACGGGAGGUGCCGGAGGGAGGGGCGGAGGGGGCGCGGAAGAAACAGCCCAAGUACCGGGCCCGGCAGCACCCCCAGCCCUUGGCCCUCUUGGCCGAGGAGAUCAAGACAGAGAGCAACUACUCCUCACCUGCUCCCGCCAGCCAGCUGCUCAGCUCGUGCGGGGGGCAGACGGGAGUGAGACAGGCGCUGACCUUGGAGGUUCAAAUGGGUACCAAGGAGUGUGGCCAGGGCAGCAAGGAGCCCAGCAUCCAUUGCCCAGAGCAGCCAGGCCAGGCCAGCCUGCUGACCCCUAGGAAGUACCUGCAGAAACCCAGGCAGGCGUGCCUGUACCCGUUGGAGGGGCCGGAGCCCAAACCCCAGCUCUUUGAGAAGCAGCCCUGCUACCCAGGCCUCGAGGGGCGCCUGCUGGAGACCCAGGGGCAAGAGAGCCCCCGGCUGAAGGAGACUGUCUUUGGGGGGCUUCAGCCCCCCAUCCAGAUAGCUCAACCCCCUUACACUGCCCCGGGGGAGCGAGUGACCCCGCAGCACCCCCAGCUGACCAGGGACAUCAAGGAACCGCCUCAAGCCACACCAGCCCUGACCGUGUCUCCCGACAGUGAACAGGAGGGUAAGGAGUCUGGGACAUGCACCAUUGGGCUGUCCCAGCCAUUCAGCCAGGUGGCCCCCGUGUUCCCAGCCCUGCUGGGGCCCAGCAAGCCCUCGCUGCCCUGCAGCCGGCAGCCUUCGCCAGCCUGCUUCCCCUCCUUCGAAGGCGACAGCUAUAUCAAGCCGACACUGCCCGUCUUCAGCUCCUUCGGCUGCUCGGGCUCUGACACAUUGGGCGGGAACUACCAGUGCCGGGUGCAGGCACUGAGCUUCUGCAUGAACGAGAGGGCAUGCAACUCGGCCCUGGAGCACCUCUUGACAUCGUCACCGAGCGCAGCUCCCGUGACUCCCAUCCAGCCGCCCCCCUUCAGACCUGCCGUCCAGCUGCAGGGGGAGCAGAAGGAGUCGUGGGCUGGGAGCCCGUUCUCCCUGCCAGGAGGGAAUGGUUACCAGCUGGGACUCCCCCACUGUCUUUACAGGACACCUGGCAUGUUCUUCUUUGAGUGACAGGCCCCGCCCAGGACAGACUGUGCCCUCACAGCCUCUCUUGCUGCCCACCGCUGUGCCCAGGACAUCCCUGGCCAUUCCACUUGCCCUUCGGAGAGCUGAUGCCAAGGAAGGGACUCUCCAUGUAAGUUAUUCUCUCCUACUGCUUCCUGCCCAGUGGUGACUGCCUGAUGGAGCUAAGAGGGACCCUGGCUCCCAGGAGAAAUCACUUUGGGUACCGUACCACCCACUGCCAGCAUUCUUUUGCCAUGGCUGUUAUCCCACAAAACUAGAACGCUGCAUGGGAGACAGGGGCUGAAUGGAACUGUGUCCUGGCUUGUGGAAUAAAACACAUCCCCCAACUG